AUGGGUCGCUGGGGAAUGUGCCUUUUCCAAGGCGACCAGGACCUCGACAUCCGUGGCGAAACCGAAUGCGCCAUGGGCCUCACCAGCGAUGGUGAUGUCGAGUACGACGCUGACGAGGAGCUGCAAUCCACAGAAUUCCGCGACAAGCUGAACGCUGGCCUCUGUGACAAGCUCUUCAAGGACUUCCGCAGCAAGGAGAACACUGUCUGGUUCCCAGAUCGCAAGAUGUACACCGUCAUCCUCGCCGCCAUGGUCAUGCAGAGCGGAGCCAAGAUCAGCGACGACAACAUGCAGCACCUGCGCGAGAUCGUUCCACAGAUCCAUUCCAGCCCAGGCUAUGCCUGGCCCCUCAACGACGAGGGUUUCCGCGACCCUGGAAGAGCCCAGUUCCUCGCUUCGCUGGAGCACUACACGCCAGGAACUCCGCGCACCUUUUGCGAGUUGAGCUGCUACCACUGUGGCAAGAUCGAGGCCGACCUGGGCAAGAACCUCUCUCGGUGCGCGAGAUGCAAGUUCGCUUCUUACUGCGGCCAGGACUGUCAGAAGGCUCAUUGGAAGGCUCACAAGCCUUCCUAUUUCGACCACAAGAACCCUCCCAUGAUGCUCAACGUCUAG
Messenger RNA from Diaporthe citri, 615 nucleotides. RefSeq lists its product as uncharacterized. The transcript is spliced from 5 exons. The record is from RefSeq and is a predicted model, not a curated record. The coding region runs from base 1 to 615 and encodes 204 amino acids. Lineage: Eukaryota; Fungi; Ascomycota; Sordariomycetes; Diaporthales; Diaporthaceae.